Messenger RNA from Orcinus orca (killer whale), 1814 nucleotides. Its product is annotated as olfactory receptor 2S2. Lineage: Eukaryota; Metazoa; Chordata; Mammalia; Artiodactyla; Delphinidae. Gene Ontology annotation, molecular function: olfactory receptor activity; G protein-coupled receptor activity. Gene Ontology annotation, biological process: G protein-coupled receptor signaling pathway. Gene Ontology annotation, cellular component: membrane. The record is from RefSeq and is a predicted model, not a curated record.
AGGUCCGCUGGGGUCAAAUCCUAUCUCUGUCACCAACUUAGAAGGCUCAGACAGGUCACUUCCCUCUCGAGGUCUCAGUUGCUUUUAUGGACAAUGAGAGGAUGUAGCAACUUCGGAAACACCCCUCACACACCUAGACUACUUGAGGCCCUCGCCCAAUGCUGGCCCGUUGUAAGCUCUGCUCCAACUCUGACCUUCUCUCAUGUAAGAGCUGAGGACACCCUGCUGUCUCUUUCAGUUGUUUUUCUCUAACACACAUAUGCUCUCCUAUUACACAGCAGUAAUGACCACAUACCAGAUGCCUGGGACUCUUUUCAAGAAAGCCUGAUAUGCUACUUUUGUAAUUUGCUGAUGACAGAGGGGAUAUCACAUGGAAAAAGCUAAUCAGACCUCCCCCCUGGUGGGGUUCAUUCUCCUGGGCCUCUCAGCCCACCCAAGGCUGGAGGAAACAUUCUUUGUGCUCAUCCUGCUCAUGUACCUGGUGACCCUGCUGGGCAACGAGGUCCUCAUCCUGGUGACCAUCCUGGACUCCCGCCUACACAAGCCCAUGUACUUCUUCCUGAGGAACCUCUCCUUCCUGGACAUCUGCUACACAACCUCCUCAGUCUCUCUGGUCCUGGAUGGCUUCCUGGCCCCCCAGGAAACCAUCUCUUUCUCCACCUGUGCCGUGCAGAUGUUCCUCUCCUUUGCCAUGGCAGGGACAGAGUGUGUGCUCCUGAGCAUGAUGGCGUUUGAUCGCUACGUGGCCAUAUGCAACCCCCUUAGAUACCCUGGGGUCAUGAGCAAGGCUGCCUAUGUGCCCAUGGCUGCCAGCUUCUGGGCUAUUGGUGGUGUUGCUUCUCUGGUACACACAUCCUUGGCAAUUCAGUUGGCCCUCUGUGGGGACAACAUCAUCAACCACUUCACCUGUGAGAUCUUGGCUGUCCUGAAGUUGGCCUGUGCCGACAUCUCCAUCAAUGUGAUCGGUAUAGGGGUGACCAAUGUGAUCUUCCUGGGCGUCCCAGUUCUGUUCAUCUCUGCCUCUUAUGUCUUCAUCAUUGCUACCAUCCUGAGGAUCCCCUCAGCUGAGGGGAGGAAAAAGGCCUUCUCCACCUGCUCUGCCCACCUCACUGUGGUGAUAAUAUUCUAUGGGACCUUAUUUUUCAUGUAUGGGAAGCCCAUGUCUAAGGACCCCCUCCUGGGGGUAGACAAAGAGGAUCUUUCAGACAAGCUCAUCUCCCUCUUCUAUGGGGUGGUAACCCCCAUGCUCAACCCCAUCAUCUACAGCCUGAGGAACAAGGAUGUGAAGGCCGCUGUGAGGAAACUGGUGAGUCAGAAAUCCUUCAGUCAGUGUUGUAGGAGGAGUCUUCUGUGGUUCUCACCCCCAUGGAAGACAGGACUUCAAUCAUUACAGCUGCCAUUCUAAAGCCAAGUCAACUUAACUGGAAUGAUCUCUUGCCCUUAAGUCCAUUUUCAGGGAAUGUUUAACUUUUCAGAGUGUAUUUCCUGAGUUUUGGCUACAUGUCUGACAUUCAACAGAUGUCAGACAAUAAAUCCUCUAAUUGAAUGAUGAAGACAUUCUGAAAACAUGUUAAAACCAAGGAGACAGGGACCAUUAGAGCAAGCCUAAUGGCCCGUGUUGUGCCUAAACUGCAGAGUUAGUUCAGAGACAUAAGAUGGCUCUCACAGCAGCUUUGCCACCCCUGUUGGAAUCACAGGGAGAGUCAGAGGAACAAGGAGGAAGUGGACAUUUUCAUCUUGGACUGCUGUAUAUUAGAUUGAGUUUGCCUGAAAUGCUCAGAAGAGACAAAAUUUGCCACAUUGAAAGACUCUGG